This is a messenger RNA of Orbicella faveolata, 1351 nucleotides long. RefSeq names its product DBH-like monooxygenase protein 2 homolog. Lineage: Eukaryota; Metazoa; Cnidaria; Anthozoa; Scleractinia; Merulinidae. Gene Ontology annotation, biological process: dopamine catabolic process; norepinephrine biosynthetic process; octopamine biosynthetic process. The record is from RefSeq and is a predicted model, not a curated record. Gene Ontology annotation, molecular function: copper ion binding; dopamine beta-monooxygenase activity. Gene Ontology annotation, cellular component: secretory granule membrane.
UAAGGAAAUCUCCCGAGAGGUUCUCGAUUCCAUCGCGCUAAUGUAAAAGCUGCCACUGAAUCUGGCGAAUAACACGCAAAGAAGCUUUCACGAGAGGGAGCAUGUGCAGUACAGGGUCUUGAUGAACCAGAGGAGUCCAAUACAACAAUAUCCUAACCACCGUAGUUAUUAUUGAAAUAUUGAUCCACUGAUAGUUCAUAUCAUGGUAAACAGUUACUUAAAAUCCUAACUACUUGAAUUAAAAGAAUCAAUCGCCUGCGACGUUUAAGAUAAAGUACAGCACGAGGUUCCAUAGACUAAAUCGGCGACUUCUUUGUCACGAUGUCAUACAAGCGUGCACUGCUGGCAGUAUUUGUGGCUUGUUUUUGUGACAGAAUGGAAGGAUUCAGACAUACAAGCUUAUCGUUGGAUAAUGGAAAUGUUAAUGUGUCGUGGAUGUACAACACAGCCCGUGAAGAGUUGUAUUUUGAAGUCAAUGUGAAGGCUGAAGGCUGGGUCGGGUUUGGUUUCGCGUCCACACCGGAGAAUAUGAGUAACUACGAUGUCGUGAUUGGUGGACAGACGGUAGCUGGAACGCCAUAUUUUAACGAUUUCUUUACUACUGGGCUUGGCACGCCAGAGUUGGACGUAAAACAGAGCUACACAGUGGACGGUAUUACAAAACAUGAUGGGAUAACAUCAAUUCGUUUUCACCGUUUGAGGGAUACAAAUGAUCCACAAGACAUUCAGUUUAACGUGACUACUCGAGUGUUUCUUGUGUGGGCUUAUCAUCUGGUUGAUGAUGCGAAUGAUCCAAGAGACUUCAGCAUGCAUUCUCGAAGGGGUCACACAAGUGAAUCUUAUCGUCUCGUCUACGAAAAUAAUCCCACAGACAGCAUGUCAGAUCAACAAAGCCGGACUAUCAUGACGUCAUCACCUAAGCCAAGCACACCUGCAAAAAGAGGACAAAAAUCCCUUGGUGUGCACUUGGGCUUCAGCUUUCUGGUGAUCUCAUUAACAGCAGUUUUAAGCAUCUUGGUGUAACGAUGAUGUAGAUUUCGUGAGGUCUGUUGUGCAAACUUAGCAAACCUUGUGGAGCGUCGAGUAUAGUUUUUGUCAUGGCAAAAAUCAUAUUUCGCUUGCCUUAUAAUUAUCACUCAGGUGUGUAGAUAUCACGUAAACAUACUUAUUUUUUAAGGUGUUGGUCGACAGAAAAACAGGUUGCCAGUCAACAACACAAUAACAUGUCAAUGACGUCAACAGAGAAGAGGCGCGAACUCGUAGAAGAGCUGACUGAGCAACCGGACAUUGUGAUAGAUGUGGACCAGUUUUUAAAGAUCAUGAAAUAAACGAUAUAAUUUUUACUUUUUGA